GUCUAUGCACGCGCAUCUCUACUAUGUGAUGCUAGUUCAUCUAGCUUCUGGAUUAUAAACACAUCACAAAACCCACACCGAACCAUGUCUGACAAAACAGGAUUUAAAAUUAACACCCAAUUCGCAAAGAAAUAUGAUAGAUAUCGAGAGAAGGAAGAACUACAGAGACUAAAGGAUCGAUAUGGAGAUCGAGGGGAUGACGAUGAGUCGGAGUCAUCUGAGUCCAGUUCGGACGACAGUGAAGUGGAGUUGGAUCCAGAAAUUGAAAGGGACUUUUACAGGACAUUGUCACUCCUGAAGAAGAAAGACCCAAAGAUCUAUCAAAAAGAUGCCAAAUUCUACUCAGAAGACUCACCCAACACUGACGUGAAACCUUCCACCUCAAAGUCAAAAGUUAAGCCCAUGUACCUGAAGGACUAUGAGCGCAAAGUCAUACUCGAGAAGGAAGGAAAAUAUGAAGACGAGGAUAGUGACAGUGAUGAUGAGGAGGUAGCAAAAAGACUAGAAAGAGCCUCUUCCCCCAGCUACAUGCAAGAGCAGAAGCAACUGAAAGAAAGUUUCCGAAAGUUUGUUCAAGAUAGUGAUGAUGAUGACUGCAGUGAAGGCAGUGGAGAAGGGGUCUCCCAACUGCUUACGAGGAGGAUCAAAACACAGGAAGAACAGGACAAAGAGGAAGCCGACUAUAUGGAGUGGCUGAAAGGGCAGAAAGAUCUUGAUGGACCUGAGGAGGUGAAGGAAAUGAAAUACCUACGAGACUACUGGAAUGACCCUGAACUGGAUGAGAAGGAAUGUUUCCUCCGAGACUAUGUUCUGAACAAACGCUACAAAGAUGAUGACGAUGAAGACGAAGAGAGGAUCCCAACCUAUGAGGAGGUCAUCCAGGAUGAUUCCGAAGAGGAAGGCGAGAUGUUUUUGGUGCGACAGGAGAACUUUGAGCGAGGCUACAACUUCCGAUUUGAGGAGCCCGAUGCUGAACAGAUCAAGACCUAUCCUCGCACCAUUGCUACUUCAGUCCGCACCAAAGAUGAUCGCAGAAAACGCAAAAGAGAGGAAAUCAAAGAAAGGAAGGAGAUGGAGAAACAGCAUAAACGGGAGCAGUUGAAGCAAUUGAAGAACUUGAAGCGAAACGAGAUCAUGGAGAAACUAAAAUUGCUUCAGAAACUCACUGGCAAUGACGAGCUGGCUUUUAAUCAGGCUGAUCUGGAAGGAGACUUUGAUCCGCAACAUCAUGACCAGCUCAUGCAGAAAUUCUUUGACGAAAAGUACUACGGCGAGCAAGAAGAUGAUAAACCACAGUUUGAGGAUGAUGAUGCAUUUGAGGAGCACUGGAACUGGGACACGUGGACGGGAAGAGAGCAAGAAGAAGAGUAUGAUGAUGAGGCAGACUAUGAUGCCUCAGAGCCUCACUGUGAUGACCAGGAUUUUAUUAUGGAUGCCGACUAUGAUCCCAGCCAGCAUGUUUCUAAAAAGCAGAAGAAGAAGAUGAAGAAGGCUGAUGUACCUCUGAUGGGCAAGAAGAAAAAGAAGUCUCACUUUGCAGAAGUAGUCUCGAAGGACAAGCCUGUAUUUGAUCCUCAGGAGAAGAGCUUCGAGGAGUACCUGGACGAAUACUAUAAACUGGACUACGAGGACAUCAUCGACGACCUCCCUUGUAGGUUUCGUUAUAGGCAGGUUCUACCCAAUGACUUUGGUCUCUCCACUGAUGAGAUCUUGGGUGCUGAAGAUAGGGAGCUCAAUCGAUGGUGUUCUCUGAAAAAGACCUGCAUGUUCAGAUCCGACCAGGAAGAGAAGAAUGAUUUGAAGAACUACAAGAUAAAAUCAAAGAACGAUAAGAAGAAAAGAGAAAUACUCGUGUCUGUGUAUUCUGACAAAGAUACAGAGGGGUCACACGCAAAGGCCACGAUGGGAAAGAAGCGACGUGACCGUGUGAAAAAUGCUGAAAGGCGCAACAGAGAAGCUGAGGACAGUGACACAGACACCAAGAUGGACCCAUCGUAUGAGACUGUGAAAGCACUUCGAGAGAUUGGGUCUGAUGUGGAGGAACCAGAGGAGUUUCUCACGAAAAAGAUCAAACUAGAAGAGCAACCACAGCAUUCCCUUCCAGUUGAAAAAGAGGUUCAGGUUAAAGACCAGGUUAAGACUAAAUUGGCCAAGAAGCACAAGCAAUCGGGAGGACACCGCAAAACAGGAACAGUUGGCGUAAAAAUUGGAGGACGGGAGUUUAGUAAACAGAGGCUGAAGGCAUAUGGUUUGAAUCCAAAGAGAUUGUUCUUCAGGCAGCUCGGAAGGCAAAAACGGAAAGAGCAACAGAAGAAAGAGAAGAACAAAGUCAAUGCUACUUAACUGAGCUGCUGUUUAAUAGACUGGCAUGGUCCAAAUGUGUCAGCAUUUUUUUUUUUUUUUUACAUUAAUGCAACUCAUUCGCUGCCAUGAUGGUGACAGAAAUCAAAUUCAUUUGAACUUGGUAUAGCUGGCAUUGAAUGAUCAUGUUUCAGUGCUAUUGAUGGCGAUAAACGUCCAAUCCAUUUGGACUGACAGUGCUCGCUGUCAGCCCUUCCAGUCCAAAUGGAUUGUAUGUCCAUCACUGUCAAUGGCAGCGAAUGACUUAACCUUCGUUAAAAUUUGGGAUAAUGUACAAUACAGACAUUUUGUUUGGGCUUUUAGAAAUUUUUAAAUAAAAAUCCCAAGAAAAAUAAGGACUCCACAGUCACUCACACUUGUGAUGUUUUGAUUGUCAUUAGUAUUUACUUUUUAUUCCAGGACUGUAUUUGUGAGUCAGAAACUUUGGACUGAUUGAACAAUCUGCAAAAUAAAUCACAUACUAGUCCUUCUAAAAAAAAUAGCAUAUUGUGAUAAAGUUCAUUAUUUUCUGUAAUGUACUGAUAAACAUUAGACUUUCAUAUAUUUUGGAUUCAUUACACACAACUGAAGUAGUUCAAGCCUUUUAUUGUUUUAAUAUUGAUGAUUUUGGCAAAAAAGUCAAGAAAAAACAAAAAUCCCUAUCUCAAACAAUUAGCAUAUCUUGAAAAGGUACUCUAAAGAAGCUACUAACCUAAUCAUCCGAAUCACCGAAUUAACUCAAAACACCUGCCAAAGAUUCCUGAGGCUUUUAAAACUUCCAGCCUGGUUCAUUACUCAAAACCGCAAUCAUGGGCAAGACUGCCGACCUGACUGCUGUCCAGAAGGCCAUCAUUGACACCCUGAAGCAAGAGGCUAAGACACGGAAAGAAAUUUCUGAGCGAAUAGGCUGUUCCUAGAGUGCUGUAUCAAGGCACCUCAGUGGGAAGUCUGUGGGAAGGAAAAGACGUGGCAGGAAACGCUGCACAACCAGAAGAGGUGACCGCACCCUGAGAAAGAUUGUGGAGAAGGGCCGAUUCCAGACCUUGGGGGACCUGCAGAAACAGUGGACUGAGACUGGAGUAGAAACAUCCGGAGCCACCGUGCACAGGCGUGUGCUGGAAAUGGGCUACAGGUGCCGCAUUCCCCAGGUCAAGCCACUUUUGAACCUAAAACAGCGGCAGAAGUGCCUGACCUGGGCUACAGAGAAGCAGCACUGGACUGUUGCUCAGUGGCCCAAAGUACUUUUUUUCAGAUGAAAGCAAAUUUUGCAUGUCAUUUGGAAAUCAAGGUGCCAGAGUUUGGAGGAAGACUGGGGAGAAGGAAAUGCCAAAACGCCUGAAGUCCAGUGUCAAGUACUCACAGUCAGUGAUAGUCUGGGGUGCCAUGUCAGCUGCUGGUGUUGGUCUACUGUGUUUUAUCAAGGGCAGGGUCAACGCAGCUAGCUGUCAGGAGAUUUUGGAGCACUUCAUGCUUCCAUCUGCUGAAAAGCUUUAUGGAGAUGAAGAUUUCAUUUUUCAGCACGACCUGGCACCUGCUCACAGUGCCAAAGCCAUUGGUAAAUGGUUUACUGACUAUGGCAUUACUGUGCUCAAUUGGCCUGCCAACUCUCCUGACCUCAACCCCAUAGAGAAUCUGUGGGAUAUUUUGAAGAGGAAGUUGAGAGACACCAGACCCAACAUUGUGAAUGAGCUUAAGGGUUUAAGCUCAUCGAAGCAUCCUGGGCCUCCAUAACACCUUCAGUAAUUUCUGCAAAAAGAUUCCCGAC
This is a messenger RNA of Corythoichthys intestinalis (scribbled pipefish), 4105 nucleotides long. RefSeq names its product KRI1 homolog (gene kri1). The coding region runs from base 85 to 2343 and encodes 752 amino acids. Gene Ontology annotation, biological process: endonucleolytic cleavage in ITS1 to separate SSU-rRNA from 5.8S rRNA and LSU-rRNA from tricistronic rRNA transcript (SSU-rRNA, 5.8S rRNA, LSU-rRNA). Gene Ontology annotation, cellular component: 90S preribosome; nucleolus. The transcript has 18 exons. The record is from RefSeq and is a predicted model, not a curated record. NCBI's taxonomy places the organism in Eukaryota, Metazoa, Chordata, Actinopteri, Syngnathiformes, Syngnathidae.